Messenger RNA from Penicillium maclennaniae, 1689 nucleotides. Its product is annotated as epsin. NCBI's taxonomy places the organism in Eukaryota, Fungi, Ascomycota, Eurotiomycetes, Eurotiales, Aspergillaceae. Gene Ontology annotation, biological process: actin filament organization; endocytosis. Bases 1 to 1689 code for a protein of 562 amino acids. The record is from RefSeq and is a predicted model, not a curated record. Gene Ontology annotation, molecular function: phospholipid binding; clathrin binding. Gene Ontology annotation, cellular component: clathrin vesicle coat; endosome; plasma membrane. The transcript is spliced from 4 exons.
AUGUCUAAAGUCGUGCGCAGCGUCAAGAACGUUACAAAGGGCUAUUCCUCAGUGCAGGUCAAGGUUCGAAAUGCUACGAGCAAUGACCCCUGGGGCCCGACGGGCACUGAUAUGUCCGAGAUCGCCGCCAUGACAUUCGGGAGCCCGAACGAGUUCUACGAGAUCAUGGAUAUGAUCGACAAACGUCUCAACGAUAAGGGAAAGAACUGGCGCCACGUCUUGAAAUCGCUCAAGGUCCUUGAUUACUGUCUUCACGAAGGUUCCGAGCUGGUAGUGACUUGGGCGCGCAAGAACGUCUACAUAAUUAAGACGCUACGCGAGUUCCAAUAUGUUGAUGAGGAAAGUCGCGACGUCGGACAAAACGUUCGUGUCGCCGCAAAGGAACUGACCGCACUCAUUCUGGAUGAGGACCGUCUGCGCAGUGAACGAUCGGACCGCAAACUUUGGAAGACCCGUGUCAGUGGACUCGACGACGGCUAUGGAAGCCAAGCGGAGGCUCCCCGCCGUGAGCGACGACGACCAAACCAAGACGAGGACGAUACCGAAUACCGGCUAGCGAUUGAAGCUAGCAAGGCUGAAGCCGAAGAUGAGCGUAGACGACGGGCUAAGGAGAGCGCUGCCGGCGAGGAUGACGAGGCCCUGGCCAAAGCUAUCAAGCUUAGCAGAGAAGAGGAAGAACUGCGGAAGCGGGAAUUGGAGGAGAGCAACGCUCACUCGCUCUUCGAUGACACCCCAGCCCAGGUUCAGCCGACUGGGUUCAACCAGGGCUACCAGCAACAGGGUGCCGUAGACUGGUUCGGCAACCCGAUCAAUGUCCAGCAACCGUUGACGACCGGCUUCUUGAAUAACCAAUAUGCGCAAGCCACCGGAUUCCAGCCUCAAGUUACUGGCAACCCUUAUGCAAAUGGAUACCAACAGCCCUCCGCUUACGAUCAGCACUCCUACGGACAGCCCCAGAACAACUUCUUGCAGCCUCAAGCUACUCUCCAACCCCAGCAUACCGCGUUCAACACCAACAACCCCUAUGGACCGCCGGAUGGCUUCCCUCAACAGCAGCAACAGCAGCAGUCUCAGGAGAAUUACUUGUCUGCUGGAAGUAACAACCCUUGGUCCUCGAACCAGCCAGCAGAGGCACUCAAACCCAUGCCCACGGGCUCGAAUAACCCCUUCGCUCAGAAGACUCAGCCUCAGUUCCAGCCUCAGUCACAAGGACCUCCCUCUCUUAACACACUGGCAGAGGACCGCACCACGAACCAGUUCAGCAACCAAUACAGCCAAAAUAACCAAUUCGGCAACCAGAAUCAGGCCUUUUCCCAACAGCCUACCCAGCCCAACCCAAUCGCCAACUUCCAAGCUCCUCAGCCUCCGAGGAGCACCCCUCCCGUGGCCUCAGACCCGCACCAUGCUCGUUUGAACGCACUUCUUGCCUCGGGCGAGGGGCAGGAUACCUUCGGAAAUGUCGGCGAUCUCCGCAUCCCUGCGCAGCACACUGCACCCGGCACGUUCGUCAACUCUGCCGGCCAAGGUCUGGAUCGUCUGCAUGCCAGCCAGACCGGCGCCAACCCUUUCUUCGGUCAGCAGUAUACUGGUAUGCCCCAGCAGACCGGCUUUGUCCAGCAACGACCAGCAUCAAACCCCUGGGGAGGCCAGCAACAGCAGCAGCAUGGAGGCAGCUUGAUUGACCUGUAA